Molecule: messenger RNA, 2020 nt
Organism: Triticum aestivum (bread wheat)
Lineage: Eukaryota; Viridiplantae; Streptophyta; Magnoliopsida; Poales; Poaceae
Product: serine/threonine-protein phosphatase 7 long form homolog
Exons: 7
Coding region: 32-2020 (662 amino acids)
Biological process (GO): meristem maintenance; meristem development
Source: RefSeq, a predicted model, not a curated record
AAAUUGUUUGAUAUUGUUCAUGUAUUCAUAGAUGUUUGUGAAAUUUUUUUGUAGGAUGGCGGAUGGUGAUGGACCUUGGUAUGACGGAUUAAUCGAUGAGUGGGAUAAGGAGCAUCGUGCUCGUGCCAUUGAAAAUGGACAGGUUGUAGUUGCUAUGCGCAUGAGGGGUCAUUCCGCUGAUGACUUUGAUUACGACCCGCGGUAUGAGCCUUACAUUCGGAGAUUGGGUCUUCUCCCAUUCGUGUUGCAGUUUAAGCGACGCGCUCCGCCGGUGAACCACGCGGCGCUGACCGCACUUGUGGAUCGUUGGAGGCCGGAGACUCACUCCUUCCACCUUCCAUGUGGGGAGAUGACGAUGACCCUACAGGACAUGGCUAUGAUAAGCGGCCUUCCUAUCAAUGGACAAGCUGUUACCGGUCGUGUCAGCGUGGGUAAUUGGCGAGAACGGACUGCCGAUUUAAUUGGCGUUCAGCCCGAGGGCCCUCAGGAAGGCAAGGCCGAUACAGCGAAAGUGAGGCAUUCUUGGCUAAAACUGGUCAGAGGAAACACCAACCCGUGCCCUCAGGAUGCCAAUGACGUGGUUGUGCAGCAGUACGCGCGGGCCUAUCUUUGGAAGGGAGGUACAUCCUCAUUGUCUGGGUUUGUUUGGAGCCUAUCCGUGUGGAUGUGGGAGCGGAUCCCGGUUGGACGGCCCGAUUUGAAGAACCCCCUCAUGGCAAACCCACGGGGUAAUCAUGACGGGUUGCAUGAUGAUGAUCCAUAUCGGCGCCCUACGCUUGCUUACUAUUGGGAACAAGUGACAGUGUACACAGGAAGCUCGCAUGUGCGAUACAAGUGCUAUAUGAACGAGCUGGACACCUUGACUGCUGAGCAGGUACAUUGGUUGCCUUAUGUGGAAGAUCGUGACUUUGAUCUUAAUGAGAUGUGCACGCGUGAUAGCCAUCUUUGGCGGGCGAGGUGCCCAAUGAUAUGCUUCUUCGCAGUUGAGUGGCACUUUGUAGACCGUGUGGCAAGACAAUUUGGAAAAAGACAAGGUAUUCCAAUUGAGGAGAGCAAGGAGGAAAUGCUAUCUCUGCAUCGGUUCGAUCGAAGGAACAAUCAGGAUAUAUCGGAUUGGGCAAACAAACACCGUGCGUGGAUAGAAAUUUGGAAUCAAAGAGACACGUUAGUGCAAUCAGAGAAUAGACCUCACAAUCAGUCAGCAUAUCAGAAGUAUCAAGUGUGGUAUGCGGAUCGUUACCGGUUAAAGCUGAAGCCAGGUUGGACUCACGAGGAGUGGUCGGAGUUGGUGUCUGAAGACCCGGAGACUGCAGAAGGUUAUCAUACCUUCAACACGGCUGUGAGAGACACCAGAGGGGCUCAUGUUGACUACGCACCGAUGCAUGACGAAAUGGGCAGAGAGUUGCUUCUGUGCGUCAACGAUGCCAAUGUUGCACUGAGUCAUCCACCUGGUGGUGCAUUAUCUGAGAGGACUCUUAGGAGCACGAUGGAGAAGUUCAAGAAGCGGUUCCAUAAGAUGGCAGCUAUGCUUUCUUGCCAUGGUGCUAAGUCCAGUGACGUGUAUGCACCAGGUAGCCGCGCCGCCAGAGCUAAUAAACGGCGUUAUGUCCAGAACAAAGAGGACAUAGAGGAGGAGGUCAAUGAAGAGGAGCCAGCACAUCAAGAGGAGCCAACACAUCAUGAUGAGCAUGAGUAUGAUGCAACACAUCAAGAGGAUCAUGAGUAUGAUGUUGAUGCUCCACAACCAUCACAGGUUACACAACCGACACAAGGCAAUGCCCGCUCUAGAAAAGGCAAAGCCAUAGCUAAGACACCGGGCAAGAAAGGUAGAAAGAAGACAUGGAACACUCAAUUCCAUAGUCCGGAGUAUCCUCAUCAAUUUAUGCCUGCGGGAAUGCAAAGAUAUAAGUCCAACAUUGAUGCAGAGGCGGAGGAGGCUAGCGAAGAGGAGGAGCAUGAGGCUAGCGAAGAGGAGGAGCAUACACUUGCAGAUAUCGUGAAGAGAGGAAGGAAGAAGUGA